This is a messenger RNA of Camellia sinensis, 597 nucleotides long. Lineage: Eukaryota; Viridiplantae; Streptophyta; Magnoliopsida; Ericales; Theaceae. The record is from RefSeq and is a predicted model, not a curated record.
GAGAGAAGAGCUAGGGUUUUAGUUUCAGUAGUAUAACUCAGAACGACUCUCUUCUCUUCUCUUCUCUUCUCUGCAAAGAAAAAAUAACAGAAAGAAAGACGAGGCAAGGAUGUUUCCGGGAAUGUUCGCUCGGAAACCGGACAAAGAAGUGGCUCUGAAGCAGCUUCGCAGCCACGUAGCCAUGUUCGGUGUUUGGGUCACCGUGGUUCGGAUCACCCCUUACGUUCUCCACUACUUCUCUGAUCGCAAUGAACAACUCAACCUCGACUUCUAAUCCUCCUCCUCCUUCUUCACAUCUCACUCUUUUCGAUUGGGCGGGCCUGUGGGGAGGGAAUACUGGAUGGAGAGAGAUUAGUUUUCUCUUUUAUUUUGAAUCAAUAAUCGUGAGGCAAACAUGUACUAGUGGUAAGCUUAUAUGUUACUUUAAAUUUCAUGGCAUUAGAAGAUAGAAUUCAGGUUCACCUUUUCCUAUGUUUGUUACUGUGGCAUUUUGAACGUGCCUUGUGCUAUUAGUGGUGCUCGGUUAUUGACUAAUAGGGGUGUUUGGUGGAGAUUGUUUUAAGUUAAAAGUUGAUGGUCAAAAAGUAGAAGUGAAAA